Neurospora crassa OR74A is the source of this 780-nucleotide messenger RNA. RefSeq lists its product as hypothetical. The transcript has 3 exons. The coding region runs from base 1 to 780 and encodes 259 amino acids. Lineage: Eukaryota; Fungi; Ascomycota; Sordariomycetes; Sordariales; Sordariaceae. The record is from RefSeq and is a predicted model, not a curated record.
AUGUUUCAUCCCGAAAAGACAGUUGUCUUGAUCACCGGCGCAAACCAAGGAAUCGGCUACGAGACAGCCAAAAGUCUAGUUCACUCCUCAGCCGACUACCACGUCAUUCUCGGCAGCCGCGACAUCAGCAAAGGUGAGGCGGCAGCUCAAACCCUGCUACAAGCUGGAGCCGGGGACAGCGUAAAGGCAACAAAGGGCACCGCCUCGUCGGUCUCUCUGGACGUGACGGACGAAGUGUCCAUCGCAGCCGCAGUCGAGCAUGUGGCAGCCGACUUCGGCAGGCUCGACGUACUGGUGAACAACGCAGGCAUCAUCUCGACAGCCAGCCCGCCCACGGCCCUGGCGCUCCGGCGCGUCCUCGAGACCAACGUGGUCGGCGCUCUGGCUGUGACUGAGGCGUUUCUCAACCUGCUGCGCAAGGCGGAACACAGGCCGCCGCGCUUGGUGUUUGUGAGUUCAAGCAUGGGAUCCAUCACUCACGCGGCGGACCCGGCGUCUCCGUACUACAGCCCGCACGGAACAGAGUAUCGGACUAGUAAGGCGGCGUUGAAUAUGCUUAUGACUAUGUACUCUGCAAGACUCAAGCCGGAAGGGGUCCUCGUCAUUGGUGCGGAUCCCGGACUGUGCGCCACUAACUUUACGGGUGAUGCUGCGUCGCUGAGGAAUAGAGGGGCGGCGGAACCGGCCGAAGGGGGAAACCGAGUGGCAGCGGUCGUAAAGGGUGAGAGGGAUGUUGAUGCUGGAAAGGUCGUUGGUGUGUAUGGGGUUAGUCCGUGGUAG